Molecule: messenger RNA, 2472 nt
Organism: Meriones unguiculatus (Mongolian gerbil)
Lineage: Eukaryota; Metazoa; Chordata; Mammalia; Rodentia; Muridae
Gene: Rnf212b
Product: ring finger protein 212B
Exons: 15
Coding region: 752-1645 (297 amino acids)
Biological process (GO): homologous chromosome pairing at meiosis; protein sumoylation; reciprocal meiotic recombination
Cellular component (GO): synaptonemal complex
Molecular function (GO): SUMO transferase activity
Source: RefSeq, a predicted model, not a curated record
ACAUAUUAUACAAAAUGAUUUGCUUUUUAAAUAAGCCUUUAAACAACAACAACAACAAAAUUCCAAAGGACAUGGUGGCAUACACCUUUCAUCCCAGCACUUGGAUGCAGAUGCAGAAAGAUCUGAGUUCUAGGCCAGCCAGAGCUACAUAGUGAGCUAGCGUGUCAAUAAAACAAACAAAACUCCCCAGUCUGACCACUGACUACACUAAUUUGGCUUCCUUCUUUGGGAAAUGUCCUAGAACACCUGGGCUUUCCAAGAAAAUGAGAAACUUAAAUCCUUUAAAAACGGGGUUGGUUAAGCUAUCUAGAACAGCUUUUCCCGAAGGGACAAAGUCCGGAUCAACAGGUUCCUUUCCCAGCUGCCCCUUGAUCGCCCAACUCAGCAAGUAUCAAGAGGUUUCAAAGGUUGAGAUCUCAACCCCAUCUCCUUCUGUUGGUUCAAGAUAUAGCAGAUUGAAGGCCUCAGGAAAAAAAAAAAAAAAGUGGAGGAAAAUGGGGGUGGGAGCAUGUAAAUCAUUUUCAACAAAAAGAACAGUCAAGCUUUGGAAUAUAUAGCACAAAACUCUGUGGGAGGGAGCAAGGAACAAAUCAGGGGAAAAUGAAGAAGCUGUGAACUGCCUUUGGCCUUUCUUGACAAGCUUACAAAGCAUUAAGGGAAGAUUUGAUGGAUUUAUUAUUGAGCAAUUCAACUUGAAGACUUCUGUUCAAAUUUCAACAUCAAGGGAUAAAACCUCUCUGCUUCUCACAUAAUGGAUUGGUUUCAUUGCAAUCAGUGUUUCCGGAAAGAUGGGUCCCAUUUCUUUGUCACCAGCUGUGGCCAUAUUUUCUGUAAAAAGUGUAUGACUCUGGAAAAAUGUGCUGUUUGUGGAAGUCCUUGCAAGCAUCUGGCGCUUUCUGAUAAUCUAAAGCCUCAAGAGAAGAAGUUCUUCAGAAGCCCUGUAGAGACAGCUUUGCAGUGUUUUAAUCACAUCUCUCAGGUGUGGUGCUUCCAGAAGAAACAAACAGAUCUUCUUAUUGCCUUUUAUAAGGACAAAAUUACAAAGUUAGACGCAGCUGUGAAGGAAGCCCAGCAAACGGUGGCCAGCCAGAAUAUAGAGCUAUCAGAAUUGAAAAAGGAGAAUAGAGAACUGAAGAAAUUUCUAGCCAUCUUAAAGGGAUCGCCAAGCUGCUACUACAGAAGCAGGUUAACCACACCUCGACCAGUGGGCAUUACUUCUCCAUCACAACCAGUUGCUCCACGACCCAGUUCCCAGCAUAGCAGCCAAGUGGUCAGCCGCUCUUCUUCUAUGGAGUCUAUCCCUUGUACAGUGGGUAGCAUUGGUAAUGUGGGUCAGGGAAGCAGAGGCCUGCAGGAAAGGAGCACGCCCAGAGACUCGUAUACUGAAACCCCUUCACCAGCUUCAACUCAUAGCCUCUCUUAUAGACCUUCAUCUGCCUCCUCUGGACAAGGGGUUCCUUUUAGAUCAUUCCUCAGUGGAAAUUCAGGCCACACAAGAGUCUUCACUCCCAGCAAUUCAGGUCAGCCGGAAAGCAGAUCCACACCAGAGAAUCUUCCUGGUUUUCAACUUCCAGUCCUACAGACAUUCUACCAACAGAGGCAGAUGGGAUUAACCAGGAGAGACGGAUGGAGCAUCUCCAGAUAGAAGUCCCCCUUCCAGGUCUGCCCUGUGCGUGGUGCUCACAGAUGUGCUGCAGUCCAGUACCACUAGAGGAUAGGAGCUUGGAACAUGUUUUAUUGUGCGGCUUGUUCUCUUGAACUUUCUUAUGUAUUUUUUCCUCAAACAUUUAAAAUUAAAAAAAAAUAUAUAUUGUGUCUGUGUGAGGAUGUACCACUUGCCUACGGGUGCUUACAAUGCAUGUACCCUUGGAGGCCAAAAGAAGGCGGGUGGGCAGUUUGUGCACUGACUGACGUGUGCUGGGGAACCCAGGUUGGGCCUUCAUGAAGAGCAUAAAGCACACUUAACUGCUGAGCCAUCUCUCCAGCUCUAUGAAUUUUUUAUUAAUUGUGUACAUGUGGGACAUGAGAGAACAAUGUGUGGGAGUCAGUCCUUCCAGCAUGUCAGCUCUGGGGCUCCAACUCGGGUCACUAGGCUUUGGUGCCGGUGUCUUUAUCAUAACUCUAAGUCAUCCCACUGACUCGUAUUAACACACAAGAUGGCUUUCAGGUCUCACACAGGGCUUCACGAAGAUGAUCAGCUCUCCUCCAAAUGGACUGCCUUUCACUGCCUAGUUUGAAACUAAAGCUGUAAAAAUCUUUGGCCUCAUGCUUGGUGGUAGGGAGACUAGAUAAUAAUUUAUACUGGUUUGUUUCUGGAUUUUAUGUUUUAGCUUUGGACUUUGCUAUCCUGUUGCCAGUGUUAAUAAACAACUGUUCUUUGCCCUAAUUUAUUGCAUUUCUCUUUUACCUAUUGUUUGUUUUACAUCCAGCUGCUCUAUGUUUUGAUUUUCCUUUGUCCAAACAAUAGGAAGA